CUCACCGUCCACCCAAAAUAUACACAAGAAAGAGAAAGAGGAGAGAGAAAGAGAAAGAGAAAGAGAGGCUUUGUAACAAAGGCUGUAUCUGCGUAUUAUAUGAUUAACAAUGAAGAAAAGCCAUUAAAGCUGUGUACGCCUUCCUCCCCCUAUCAUCAUAAUCGCACAUGGAAAUCUCAUUCCUCAACCACAUCAAUCUCACGUAAUCCAUUCUAGGGUUUUAUGUUUAACCAAACUACCUGUAGAUCUGCCUUUUCGUCCAUCCCGAUUUUCAUUUCUACGUUUUUUUCUGAUUCAAACAGGGAUUUGGUUAAGGGGAUUGAUCUGCAUGCUCGAGAAUCGAUUGAUUUCCAGAUUUAUCUGAUCUGAACCGGACUUCUAUUUGAAAACGCUUCAAAUCUCGCUUCAAUUCGAAGUUUCCCUCAUUUUUAGCCUUUCUCUGUAACUAAACCUCAAAGAAAAGUUGGCUCCCCAACGCAGAUUACAGCGCCACAUGGGCGGCCAGAUGCAACAGAGAAAUGCUUCUGCAACUUCUCUGUAUGAUCAAUCUGCAGAUGGUGGGUCCCAUCACAAUGCAGGUUCUGCUAACGAUGCUGGAGAUGCUGUAAUGGCAAGAUGGCUCCAGUCUGCAGGUCUACAGCAUCUGGCCUCACCUGUGGCAUCAAAUGGGAUUGAUCAACGCCUCCUACCCAAUCUCCUCAUGCAGGGGUAUGGAGCACAAUCUGCUGAAGAAAAGCAAAGGCUUUUUAAAUUAAUGAGGAACCUUAAUUUCAAUGGUGAAUCUGGUUCUGAGCCUUUCUCUCCAACAACUCAAGGCUCUGGAGGAAUUGGUGCAUCAGAUGGUUUUUAUUCUCCGGAUUUCAGGGGUGAUUUUGGUGCAGGGCUAUUGGAUUUACAUGCUAUGGAUGACACUGAGCUUCUUACAGAGAAUGUUGACUCAGAACCAUUUGAGCAAUCACCUUUUAUGCCUGCUGUUACUAAAGCAGUCGAAAAUGACCAAGAUACCCUUCCAUACCGCCAACAAAGAGGACAAACAGAUGUAGAUGCUUCUUUUGGAUUACCAACACUUGAAAAAGAAAUCAGCUCAAGGGAAAAUAAUGUGGCCAAGAUUAAAGUUGUGGUGCGCAAAAGACCACUGAAUAAGAAGGAACUUUCUCGCAAGGAGGAUGAUGUUGUGAGUGUAUGUGACAACAGUCUAACUGUUCAUGAACCCAAACUUAAGGUUGACCUUACUGCUUAUGUUGAAAGGCAUGAGUUCUGUUUUGAUGCUGUUCUCGAUCAGCAAGUAACCAAUGAUGAGGUAUAUCGUGAAACUGUACAGCCGAUCAUUCCUAUCAUAUUUCAGCGAACAAAAGCAACUUGUUUUGCUUAUGGCCAGACAGGAAGUGGAAAGACAUACACAAUGCAACCAUUACCUCUUAGAGCUGCAGAAGAUCUUGUUAGAUUAUUACAUCAGCCAGCAUAUCGUAAUCAAAAGUUCAAAUUAUGGCUAAGUUAUUUUGAAAUUUAUGGUGGAAAACUCUACGAUCUACUAAGCGAUAGAAAGAAACUUUGCAUGAGAGAAGAUGGAAGACAACAGGUUUGCAUAGUUGGAUUGCAAGAAUUUGAAGUUUUGGAUGUACAAAUUGUUAAAGAAUACAUUGAAAAAGGGAAUUCAGCUAGAAGUACUGGUUCUACUGGAGCUAAUGAGGAGUCUUCAAGAUCACAUGCUAUAUUACAACUAGUUAUUAAAAAGCACAAUGAGGUAAAAGAUACGCGAAGGAAUAAUUAUAAUAAUAAUAAUGAUGGAAAUGAAAAGGGUGGGAAAGUUGUUGGAAAAAUCUCCUUUAUUGAUCUUGCUGGCAGUGAAAGAGGUGCUGAUACUACCGAUAAUGACCGACAAACACGGAUUGAAGGAGCUGAAAUCAAUAAGAGUCUUUUGGCUCUGAAGGAGUGCAUUCGUGCACUUGAUAAUGAUCAGCUUCAUAUCCCAUUUCGUGGGAGCAAACUGACUGAAGUUCUUCGCGAUUCGUUUGUUGGAAACUCAAGGACUGUUAUGAUAUCUUGCAUUUCACCAAAUGCUGGUUCUUGUGAACACACUCUCAAUACCUUGAGAUAUGCUGAUAGAGUUAAAAGCCUUUCAAAAGGUUCAAAAAAAGAUCAAGCUGGAAGCUCACAAACAACUACAAAAGACUCUUCAUCAGCAAACACACUAAGCCUCUCUGACAAUGAAGACACAAAAAUAGUAUUUACAGAUACAGGUAAUCGAAGAGGCGCACAGCCACAACGAGACAGCAUCUCUUCAGAUUUCGAUAAACAACAACCUCUUCCUCCAUCAUCCUCAAAUUACACCCGCGAUGACACAUGGCAGCAGGCUUCUGGUUUCGAAAAGGAAAGAAACGCGUAUUUGACUUCAAAUGAUACAGAAGAAACAACAGUCCAAAAAGUGUCGCCCCCUCGAAGAAAAAGUGGUGUUAAUUGGCAGAAGAAGGAUAGUAGUGAUGUUUUCUCAAGUGUGGGUAGUAAACAACCCAGUUAUAUGAUGACAUCAUCAAAACAAACCGAAGUUGAACAGCCUCAUGACGAAAAUAUCAAUGAAAUACUCGAGGAAGAAGAAGCUUUAAUUGCGGCGCACAGGAAAGAGAUUGAAGAUACAAUGGAAAUAGUCCGUGAAGAAAUGAAACUGCUGGCAGAAGUUGAUAAACCAGGAAGCCUUAUCGACAACUACGUGACUCAGUUAAGUUUCGUGCUGUCACGCAAAGCAGCAAGCCUUGUGAGCCUCCAAGCUCGCCUCGCCAGGUUCCAGCAUCGCCUCAAGGAGCAGGAGAUUCUCAGCCGUAAGAGGCUACCUCGCUAAUACCCACACCCCACUCCACUCUCUCUCUCUCUCUCAUGUGCAAAAAAGACGUAAAUGUCCUCAAUCAGCCUGAUCGUUUUCAUUGUAGGAAUCAAACGAGAGUGGAUUGUGAUGUGAGUGUGGAGACUUGAAAUGAUUGCAUUUGGUUUUGGUUUUGGUUUUGGUUGGUUAAGUUUUGAUUUGAAUGAAUGGUGUUUUUGUGAAGAAGUGGAAAAAAAAAAGAAAGAGAAAAACACAAGGUAUUGCUUGCUGCUCUGCUGGUUUGGUUUUUUACUUUUUAUAUAUAUGUAAUGCUGAAUUACACCUUCCUACACCAUGAAACUUAUUAUAAUUAUUAUUUCAUAUUAUGUAUAGGGCUAAAUGCAAGAAAUAGCAAUGUACUUUUCACCUUCA
Lactuca sativa (garden lettuce) is the source of this 3229-nucleotide messenger RNA. It is a transcript of the gene KINESIN-13A, whose product is annotated as P-loop containing nucleoside triphosphate hydrolases superfamily protein. Gene Ontology annotation, cellular component: microtubule. Lineage: Eukaryota; Viridiplantae; Streptophyta; Magnoliopsida; Asterales; Asteraceae. The record is from RefSeq and is a predicted model, not a curated record. Gene Ontology annotation, molecular function: microtubule binding; ATP binding; microtubule motor activity. Gene Ontology annotation, biological process: microtubule depolymerization; microtubule-based movement.